AUGCAAGUGCGACCUAUGCAAAACCAAAAAUUACACCUGCGAGACAGACGGAUACUGUUUCACAUCAGUGCAAAAGAAAAAGAACUCGGAAGAGCUGAUUUACAAUUACCGAUGCCUGGACAAGGAACUCGGACUGCCAUCGAACAACCCGAUGUUUUGUCACACGCCUCAGAACCAGCUCAACAGCACUUUCCUGCUGGAAUGUUGCAAGAGCGUCGACUUUUGCAACGUCCACUUGAGGCCGAUGCUAUCGAGAGGGCCUACAGAUGUUUCGACAAGUUUCCUCCUCUGAUUGACGCCGCAGGUCGCCAAACUGAAUACUGCAACGAAACUAAACACGAUUACGGCGAAGACGCUUUUUCGAUAACCGCUUGUUGUAGGGAUAGAAAUUAUUGUAACGAGGCCCCUUUGCCUCUCAACACCAUUUCAAUGACAGUGUUCGAAGCUCCUCGUGGUUCUUACCUUACCUCGUUGGAAAUAGCGAUGUGCAUAAUGGUGCCCACUUUGAUCGGUUGUCUGGUCGUGAUUGUAUACUACUACCUCAAAACUGCGAAUCACAAAAAGCGGGGCUUGCAUCAUCAUUUGAGGCACGGCGACGAUAGUAUUGAGGCCCCCGAUCAUCCUAUACUCAACAAGGGGGUCAGUUUGAAGCACAUGAUUGAAAUGACUACCAGUGGUAGUGGUUCUGGUCUACCAUUGCUGGUCCAACGUUCGAUAGCCCGUCAAAUCCAACUGAUCGACAUAAUCGGCCAGGGCAGAUUCGGCGAAGUGUGGCGCGGCAGGUGGCGAGGCGAAAAUGUCGCCGUGAAAAUCUUCAGCUCGCGCGAAGAAAGAUCGUGGUUUCGCGAAGCCGAAAUCUACCAAACCGUAAUGCUGCGGCACGAAAACAUCCUCGGAUUCAUCGCAGCCGAUAACAAGGACAACGGCACUUGGACGCAAUUGUGGCUAAUAACCGACUACCACGAACAUGGCUCCCUUUUUGAUUUUCUGGCCAUGAACACUUUGGAUACUACAAGUAUGAUCCGGAUGGCUUUGUCCAUAGCCACAGGCUUGGCCCAUUUGCACAUGGACAUUAUGGGUACGCAAGGCAAGCCUGCGAUCGCGCAUCGCGAUUUGAAAUCCAAAAAUAUCUUGGUCAAGUCCAAUGGGACUUGUGCCAUUGGGGAUCUUGGACUUGCAGUUAGGCACGAUGUCACUACUGAUACUGUGGAUAUUCCGUUGAAUAAUCGGGUGGGCACCAAACGGUACAUGGCUCCUGAAGUUUUGGACGAAACUAUGAAUAUUGAUCAGUUUGAUUCGUUUAAACGGGCCGACGUGUACGCUUUGGGGCUGAUAUUUUGGGAAGUUGCUCGUAGAUGUAACGUCGGAGGUAUCUACGAUGAAUACCAGUUGCCCUUCUUUGAUGCUGUACCUUCGGAUCCUACCAUUGAAGAAAUGAGACGGGUGGUGUGCUUUGAGAGGCAAAGGCCCAACAUCCCGAAUCGCUGGCAAUCGUGCGAAGCUCUACACGUCAUGUGCAAACUGAUGAAGGAGUGUUGGUAUCAUAAUGCCACCGCUCGGCUCACCGCGCUCAGAAUAAAGAAGACUUUGUCGAACUUUAGGGCGGCCGAGGAGCUCAAAAUGUAG
Molecule: messenger RNA, 1626 nt
Organism: Ceutorhynchus assimilis (cabbage seed weevil)
Lineage: Eukaryota; Metazoa; Arthropoda; Insecta; Coleoptera; Curculionidae
Source: the annotation of a GenBank genome assembly